Molecule: messenger RNA, 2088 nt
Organism: Schistocerca nitens (vagrant locust)
Lineage: Eukaryota; Metazoa; Arthropoda; Insecta; Orthoptera; Acrididae
Product: serine/threonine-protein kinase NIM1
Exons: 10
Coding region: 90-1556 (488 amino acids)
Biological process (GO): protein phosphorylation; intracellular signal transduction; microtubule cytoskeleton organization
Cellular component (GO): cytoplasm
Molecular function (GO): protein serine/threonine kinase activity; tau-protein kinase activity; ATP binding
Source: RefSeq, a predicted model, not a curated record
CCGGCUCGCAGUCGCUCAGCCGCCGCCUCCCUGCUCGCACAUCGCCGCCUCUGCCUGCAGAUGGCGUUUUCACCGAUGUAGCUACUCGCAUGUCCAAUUUAAUUCCAGUUCGAGAAUCCCCUUCACGAAGGUGGUGCUCUAAGGAAUUUUCUUCUUCUUCCACCUUGGGGAUAAAUAUGUUGCUGCUUUUGGUGGUGUUAAUCGUGGUGGUGGUGCUAGUCCUGGAAGCGGUAAAGACGACCAACGAGGUCAGCCAGCCAAUUCGCUGGAUGGAUUAUCACCAACAAUCUCAGGAGAGGGCUCCAGCCGGCACGACGCCGUACGAACGAUUGGUUCGAGCCCAACAACAGGACCAUAAAUGGCAGUCGGAGGUGAGCCUGGGGAAGCGCAUAGGCUUCUACCGCAUCCGCGGGGACCUGGGAAGCGGAAACUUCUCCCAGGUCAAGAUGGCCGUGCAUCAACUCACCAGAGAACGAGUUGCUAUCAAGAUACUGGACAAAUCUAAACUGGAUCAAAAGACAAGGAAAAUGCUUGCACAUGAGAUCACCACAAUGGAGGCCAUUCAUCACCCGAAUGUCAUCCGGCUGUACGAGGUUGUGGAGACGUACAGCCGGCUGCACCUGGUGAUGGAGUACGCCGGUGGAGGUGAACUCUUCAACAAAAUCACCAGUGCAGGCCGCAUCCCGGAAGAGGAGGCCAGUCCACUAUACGCCCAGAUCGUCGCAGCAGUCGCCUUUAUGCAUGAUAAUAACUUUAUUCAUCGAGAUAUCAAAGCGGAAAACGUGUUCUUCUCAUCACCAGGAGUUGUAAAAUUGGGGGAUUUCGGCUUCAGCACGCAGCUUACUGCAGGCCGAGAGCAGCAGCUGACGACUUUUUGCGGAUCACCACCAUACGCGGCGCCGGAGCUGUUCCGCGAUGAGUCGUACUUGGGCGCGCCCGUCGAUACAUGGGCGCUCGGCGUGCUGCUGUUCUUCAUGGUGACGGGGCAGAUGCCUUUCAAGGCGAACACCGUCGCUGCACUCAAGAAGCAGAUACUCAUCUGUAACUACAGCAUGCCGCCAUUCGUCUCACCAGCCUGCAAGCAGCUCAUAGCGGGCAUCCUGCAGCUGGAGCCGACGUCCCGCCUCUCGCUGCAGAGCGUCAGCGAGUCGGAGUUCCUACGCGGCGUGCGCAUGCCCCGAUCGGCAGAGGUCGCCGCAGCCGCGGCCUCCGGCGACUGGGACACCGGCAGCGACCACGAGCUGCAGGCGCUGGAGAAGCUGGAGGAACUGGGCAUCUCGCGAGACCUGCUGGACGAGCACCGCGACCGCGGGAGCAAGAGCGCCGUCGUGGGCACCUACCGAAUCUUGCUGCACCGCCUGGAGCGGCGGGCCGCCUCCGCGCCGCCCGACGCGCAGUCGCUCGCCGCCGACGACGCGGAGGACGGCGCCGCCGGCUCCAGCGGGGGCGGCGUGGGCGCGCUCGCCGCCAGGCUGCGCUCCGGGGGCUUACGCGCGCGCACGCGCAAGUCUGCCCGCAGCGGCACCAGUCAGUCCCGCGCCUGUGCGCUCCUCUGAGCGGCGUUCCGCUCUUCGUUUCUUGUACGAAAUUGAGAAACAGAAAUAUGAAUAUUUUUGCAUAUUAAAUGUUGAAUGUUGACAACAGAAUUCCUCCGAGAAAUACAAUAAAGUGACACUAGCUACUCAAAAAUAUAGUGCAAUAACACCUGCUAGAAGCAUACCACAUUCAUAUGCAUUCUGAAAGUUGAAGUCUUGUCGAUGGAACCACUUCCUACUGUCAAUUCCAUGCUGUUCUCAUAUUUUCUUCUCCAUGUUUUCCAAAUACUUCUUCCUAGGCCAUCCUUUUUCCUUCUGUAACAACAUUGUCCCUUGAAAAAUACCGAGCGAGGUGGCGCAGUGGUUAGGCACUCGACUCGCAUUCGGGAGGACGACGGUUCAAUCCCGCGUCCGGCCAUCCUGAUUUAGGUUUUCCGUGAUUUCCCUAAAUCACUCCAGGCAAAUGCCGGGAUGGUUCCUGUGAAAGGGCACGGCCGACUUCCUUCCCCAUCCUUCCCUAAUCCGAUGAGACCGAUGACCACGCUGUCUGGUC